Molecule: messenger RNA, 1929 nt
Organism: Arabidopsis arenosa
Lineage: Eukaryota; Viridiplantae; Streptophyta; Magnoliopsida; Brassicales; Brassicaceae
Source: the annotation of a GenBank genome assembly
GGGUUUGAUAAUAUGUUUCUGAAGGAAAAAAACAGAAAACAAAAAGAAAAGACAAUUCAAACAAGAAGAAGAAGACGAAAAUCUUCUGAUAUUUCUAACAAUGGAGGUUCUUUUGAAAUUACCCACUUCAGAGUCUCCUCUUAAGGAUAAAGUUUUUGGAUCUGUUCAAGUCCAUGAAGCUAGUAAGGAUGAUGGUGAUCACCAAGAACUUGAAUCUGCCAAGGCAGAGAUGAGCGAGGUGAAAGAAGAGAACGAGAAGCUUAAAGGGAUGCUGGAACGAAUUGAAAGUGACUACAAAUCUCUCAAGCUAAGAUUCUUCGACAUAAUUCAACAAGAACCUUCAAACACCACAACUAAAACUCAAAACAUGGUUGAUCAUCCCAACCCAACGACGACGGAUUUGAGUUCUAUUGACCAAGAACGCGAGCUUGUAUCGCUUUCACUAGGGAGAAGAAGUUCUUCCCCAAGUGAAUGCAUCCCCAAAAAAGAAGAGAAAACGGACGCAAUCAGCGCAGAAGUCAACGCUGACGAAGAGUUGACCAAGGCUGGCUUGACCUUAGGGAUCAAUAAUGGCAACGGCCGUGAAACGAACGAGGGUUUAUCUAUGGAGAAUCGUGCCAAUUCUAGCCAUGGCUCGGAAGAAACUCCAGGAGAAACUUGGCCACUAGGUAAAGUUACGGGGAAGAGAAGCUCUCCAGCACCAGCCUCAGGUGGCGAUGCUGAUGGUGAGGCCGGUCAACAAAACCAUGUUAAGAGAGCUAGAGUUUGUGUUAGAGCAAGAUGUGACACGCCAACGAUGAAUGAUGGUUGUCAAUGGAGAAAAUAUGGACAAAAGAUUGCGAAAGGAAAUCCAUGUCCACGGGCAUAUUAUCGCUGCACGGUUGCACCUGGAUGUCCCGUUAGAAAACAGGUCCAAAGAUGUGCAGAUGACAUGUCUAUACUAAUCACAACCUAUGAAGGAACACACAGCCAUUCUCUUCCACUCUCGGCCACCACCAUGGCUUCCACCACCUCAGCCGCUGCCUCCAUGCUCCUCUCGGGCUCUUCCUCCUCAUCAGCCGCUGAAAUGAUCGGAAAUAACCUCUACGACAAUUCAAGAUUCAACAACAACAACAAAUCCUUCUACUCACCCACACUUCACUCCCCAUUACAUCCCACCGUCACUCUAGACCUCACCGCUCCACAACACUCCUCAUCGUCUGCUUCUUCAUUGCCUUCUUUAAAUUUCAACAAAUUCUCAAACUCUUUCCAAAGAUUCCCAUCCACAAGCCUAAAUUUCUCUUCUACUACAUCAACAUCAUCAAACUCGUCUACUUUCAACCUACCCGCGAUUUGGGGUAAUGGGUAUUCUUCUUAUACUCCAUAUCCUUACAACAACGUCCAAUUUGGGACGUCCAACCUAGGAAAAACAGUCCAAAAUAGCCAGUCCUUAACCGAAACCCUAACAAAAGCGCUUACUUCCGACCCAAGUUUUCACUCGGUGAUCGCUGCUGCGAUCUCAACUAUGGUCGGAUCCAACGGGGAACAACAGAUCGUCGGUCCACGGCAUUCAAUUAGCAAUAACAUUCAGCAAACCACCGCGACGAAUAAUAACAAAGGAUGUGGAGGCUAUUUUAGCAGCUUAUUGAUGUCUAACAUAAUGGCGAGUAAUCAAACGGGUGCGGCUAUGGAUCAACCAUCGUCGCAACUUCCUCCCUUCUCUAUGUUCAAGAAUUCUUCUUCUUCGUCAUCCACGACUAAUUUCGUGAACAAUGAAGAGAAAAGCUAGAAAAUUCUUCUUGUCUUUUGGGGUGAUUUUUUUAUUAGAGGGUUUAGUAUUGUAUCAAAAGAUGUUGAUUCUUGUUCGUUCGUUUCUCAAAAGUGUUCAUUGUUUUUCUUUUUAAGUUAGGAGACCAUGGAACCGAAUUCAAAUAAACCAAACUAAAUGUA